Messenger RNA from Staurois parvus, 396 nucleotides. The record is from the annotation of a GenBank genome assembly. NCBI's taxonomy places the organism in Eukaryota, Metazoa, Chordata, Amphibia, Anura, Ranidae.
CAGCAGCAAUGGGAGGCCAUACAGCACCCUAUGACAAAAUGGAACCCACCAGCAGUGUGAGGAGACCUGAAAGUGGCACAUGGCAGAGUGUGGCGAUGGAGACAGCAGCAAUGGGAGGCCGUACAGGGACCCAUGACAUACUCUGGACCUGGCAGCAGCAUGAGGAGGCGGUACAGGGGCCCAUGACAGAUUACGGGCCUGGCAGCAGCAUGAGGAGUCGGCGGUACAGGGGCCCAUGGCAGAGUGGCGGAGCGUAAGCAGCUAAAAUUGAAGGCCAUACAGAGGCCAAUGUUAAAAAGUCCCCCCAGCAUCAGCGUGGGGAGACGACUAUCAAGAGUCCAAUGGCAGAGUGGCGGAGCAGAAGCAGCUUCAAUUGAAGGCCAUACACAGGCCUAG